AUGUUUUUGACAAGGUCUGAGUACGAUCGCGGUGUAAACACUUUCUCACCUGAAGGACGGUUAUUUCAGGUCGAAUAUGCCAUUGAGGCCAUAAAGUUGGGUUCCACCGCGGUGGGCAUUCAAACUUCUCAGGGUAUCAUCCUAGCCGUCGAAAAACGCAUCACUUCUCCAUUAUUGGUAGCAAGUAGCAUUGAAAAGAUUAUCGAGAUUGAUUCACAUUUAGGGUGUGCUAUGAGUGGGUUGACCGCCGAUGCCCGAACAAUGAUCGAUCACGCCAGAGUCGCAGCGCAAAGUCGACCUUUUGGUGUAGCCUUGUUGAUUGGCGGUGUCGAUGAGAAGGGACCUCAGUUAUAUCACGCAGAUCCAUCUGGAACUUUCAUGCAAUAUGACGCGAAAGCCAUCGGGUCCGGAUCUGAAGGUGCACAGACUGAGCUACAAGAAGAAUACCACAAAGUAAUGGAAGAAAAACUGAACAAAACCAAUAUUGAAUUGGCAUCUAUCACAUCAGAACAUGGAUUUAGAAUUUAUAGUGAGGAUGAAUUACAAGCUGUGAUAGAUAGAUUAUAA
This is a messenger RNA of Funneliformis mosseae, 567 nucleotides long. NCBI's taxonomy places the organism in Eukaryota, Fungi, Glomeromycota, Glomeromycetes, Glomerales, Glomeraceae. The record is from the annotation of a GenBank genome assembly.